This is a messenger RNA of Ochlerotatus camptorhynchus, 698 nucleotides long. RefSeq names its product Hormone receptor 83 (gene Hr83). Lineage: Eukaryota; Metazoa; Arthropoda; Insecta; Diptera; Culicidae. The record is from RefSeq and is a predicted model, not a curated record. The transcript is spliced from 3 exons. The annotation marks the transcript as partial.
UUCUCUUUCCGACAUAUAACAGAUAACCUUCCGACGCAAAUCCUCGUCCAGGUACUGGCGGCAUGCAUCCGGCAGGCUAGGGCAAAUGAAAGUUUCGCCACAUUCACCCAUGAACAGCAGAAUCAAAUCCUGCGACACGUUUGGUUCGAAUGUUUCAUCCUGCGCGUCGCUAACUGGUCCAUCGAUAUCUCCUCCAUCGUGGAAAGAUGUGCCGACGAGCAACUUCGAACGAUUGUUCAGCACACAAAAGCGCUACAAGUGGAUCUAAUUGAACUUUCUCUGCUGGAGACGAUGAUACUUUGCCGGAAAGAGUACGCCCUGAGUGCGAAAGAAGCUCAACAACUGGAAAGCACAUCCGAGACAGCAUUGAUCGCCUUAGGCCACUACAGCAUGCAACAGAUGAGCAUCGUUGGUCCUCCGUCUGCAACAGCCGCAGCAGUAGUGUCAUCAUCGGUAUCUUAUCCGAGCAAAACAAUUGUUGCUGCCACUAGUACUAGUGCGCCGAUGCCCAACAGUGGGGCUAGUUGCACCAUACCAAUGUUCCUACCGUUUUCGUGCUACCGCUUGGGCAGACUGCUGCUCGGGUUAAGAGGUUUAUCUAUGCACUGCUACGAAUCAUCGGUACGUGCCAUGUUUCAUGAGGUCACCGGCGAUGGUCUAAUGGAACACUUUAUAACCAAAUUAUAGAAAGAGCGAAC